This is a messenger RNA of Betta splendens (Siamese fighting fish), 2382 nucleotides long. RefSeq names its product kazrin-A-like. The coding region runs from base 1167 to 1733 and encodes 188 amino acids. The transcript is spliced from 3 exons. The record is from RefSeq and is a predicted model, not a curated record. NCBI's taxonomy places the organism in Eukaryota, Metazoa, Chordata, Actinopteri, Anabantiformes, Osphronemidae.
UAAAUAUGGCGUUUGAUAAGGAUUUAUUCACAAUCUGCACUAAUAUGUUUAUAUCAUUACUUCUAAUUUGGUGGAUUUUAGCCCAUUUUUCCCAGACAAACUGUUCCAGCUGAGCUCUUCCUCAUUUCACUACCACGCAGGCGUAAAAUACCUUAAUCAAGCUCAUAUUAAGUCCUUUUCACAGAACAUUCACAGAUCUUGUGGGGAAUGUUACCCAAGGUUGAGGCGAGCUUCCAGAUGUCCUUGCUGGUGUACUAAGCUGCUCUUAGUUGAUUACAAAGCCCCUGAGAUUAGAGUCACUAUGGUGAUGCUGCACUAGGAAUAUUCCCUGUCAACACUGUCCUGCCUCUGCGAAGCAAAGCGUGCCUCUGUAAUGAGGCAUCAGCACAUUGGUGGCUGGUGGAGAUAAAGCUUCCGAGCUGACAUCCUGUUAAUAUCCUUGGCCGCGUGAGGUUUUGCUGAUAUCUAAAUGUGAGUCAAUAUGUCUUUGUCUCUGAGUAAAUCUUCACCACGCCUCCUAAAAACAACUGCCUUGAAAUUAGUCUAGUUUUACACACACAGAAAAGUACCGGCACAACAACGGCAUCCAAAAAUGCAAUAAUCAGAUUAACAGCAACAAUAGCAUCAUCAUUAAUCACACACAAACAUAAGAACAGCUAUAAUACAGAGUAAGAGCCAGGGAGGGAUUUGUUUCUGUCCAUAGUUCUUAGAUCUCAGAGUAUUUGCUUCAUAACUGUUUCACCGUCUACUACUGAUUGUUUUAACACCAUUAUGCAUCUUGUUUUCCAAAGUUUGACUGCGAUAGUCCAUUUAAAGCGUUGCAGAUGUUUGGGAGGCCAUUCUCUGCUGAUACUAAGUUUUUUUUGAAAUCCAGUCCCAGGCUCUUCAAGGUGCUCCAGACUUCCUGGGUCCUGUAGAAGUCCAUUAGUAAAGCUUGAGUCCGGUCUCGCUCACGGUGAACCAUCGGACACCGUUUGGUUUUAACAAACAGUCGUGACUGGAGGCGCCCCCACACUCAUCGGCCAGCGAGUGUCUGUCACGUUCUCAGAGAAUUUCGUAUCCUGAAGUAUUCCGAUAACUUCAGUUUCAUGUGAACUGGACAAGUGCUUAUAUUGUUUAAAACCUCCGUAAUUUAAGUCUCUUUGUUGGUGUUUUGAUUCCAGUGAAUGUUCAGAGAUUCCCCGUGUCUUCUUGUAGCUCCUCCCACACUAUUUGCUGCUCUGCAUCACAGAAUGUUAGCUAACACCGCUUUGCAUCCACCCAUUCAGGAGUUUGCCGAGAACCUCCUGAGCGGCGGGGUCCAUGGAGCCGUGAUGGUGCUGGACCCCACGUUCAACACGGACGCCAUGGCGACGGCGCUGGGCAUUCCCAACAACAAGCACAUGGUCCGCCGACACCUCAUAGAGGAAAUGAAGACGCUGAUAGGCCCGGCCAGGGCGGACGCGAAGCAGGACCUCGAGCGUUUGGGCCUGGGAACGCCGCCGACCCUGCUCCGGCAGAACUCCGUGGGCAGGACAGGCGCCGGCGGGCGGCACGCCGACGACGAGGGCUCGCUGAGGAGGAGGGCAGUGAAGCCUCCAUCAGGGUUCAGUCCCAAAGCGCGCGGGGGGCGGGACUUGAGUUGCCACGGCAGCUACGGCUCGCUGCCUCGGGAUGGGAGGGACCGGACCCCACCCCGAGCCGACGGAAGCCCGGUCCACGGCUACACCAGCAUCGAGGUCAGCAACGUGUGAGGUCACGGAGGCGCCGCGCGGCCCGGACGUGACGUGGCUACGAUGAGACGGUCAUUUUGUUCUAAAGAUGAGCCUGCGGGGAACAGACUGCACUUUUUUUUUUUAAGCGUCUGGAUUUUUAAAACAUGCUUCCUGUCUAAUCAAAACCACUCACUGUGGACAGCAGAACCCAGAAUCAGAACCUGAGGCGCGGAGCUAAGUGACUAUUUUUCUAUGUUCUGAAUGGUCUUUGUGAGCCAUGAUGUAACUGUGCAAUUUGUUUUGUGCUUGAGAGGGAAAUUAAACUUUUAACAGACUGUUUGUACGAUACACGGUACGUAAAAGAGUUUAUCGUCGCAUUUACUAUGAAACUGUUCUUGUUUACUGUUUGUGAUGCCUUGUCAGUGUAACUGAUGACAGCGGACAAAAAAGACUUGAAAAGUUUAAUAUUUAAGACGACGUUCAGUCAUUUUUCGUCGUGCACAUUCACACAGUUGUGUCUAAACUAAUGUAGCUCUCUCUUCUGAUAAGAUUUUAUACUGUGGUAACUAUGUAGGAAAGAAUAUUUAAGCAAAGCCAACAGGGAUGAGUGGAGUUGUACAGCCAUGAGAGCCUGCAGGCCACUAUUCAAGUGUUCCUUUAAAUCAAAUAAAAUGAUAUUUCAAAUACA